GGAACCACUGGAAAUGAUGGGAUCCAAGGACCGUGUAGCUACAAUGUUGUCAAGACUCUUCCGCAUGCAUGGCCUCUUUGUGGCCUCCCACCCCUGGGAAGUUAUUGUGGGAACGGUGACACUUACCAUCUGUAUGAUGUCCAUGAACAUGUUUACUGGCAACAACAAGAUCUGUGGUUGGAAUUAUGAGUGCCCAAAAUUUGAAGAGGAUGUCCUGAGCAGCGACAUCAUCAUCCUCACCAUAACGCGGUGCAUCGCCAUCCUCUAUAUUUAUUUCCAGUUCCAGAACUUGCGGCAGCUGGGCUCCAAGUAUAUUUUGGGUAUUGCUGGGCUAUUCACAAUUUUCUCAAGCUUUGUCUUUAGUACGGUCGUCAUUCACUUCUUAGACAAGGAACUGACGGGCUUAAAUGAAGCUUUGCCCUUUUUCCUGCUUUUGAUUGACCUUUCCAGAGCAAGUGCUCUAGCAAAGUUUGCCCUGAGUUCAAACUCACAGGAUGAAGUAAGGGAAAAUAUAGCUCGUGGAAUGGCAAUUCUGGGCCCCACAUUCACCCUUGAUGCUCUUGUGGAAUGUCUUGUAAUUGGAGUUGGCACCAUGUCAGGUUUAUUGAGCAGUGAUGGGAACACUGCUUUUAUUAGCCACAUAAACUGGGGGCUUUCUUAUUGUGAUAAGGUGCGGCCAAGGAAGAUAGUGUCUGGUUCUGGGCUUGUGAGGGAUGAGGAAGCAGAGGCUGCACAGCUGAAGAUGUGUUUCCUUCAGUCUUUAGGCUUGGUUCUUGUUCACGCUCACAGUCGCUGGAUAGCUGACCCUUCACCUCAGAACAGUACAGCAGAACAUUCCAAGGUCUCCUUGGGACUGGAUGAGGAUGUGUCCAAGAGAAUUGAGCCAAGUGUUUCUCUCUGGCAGUUUUAUCUCUCCAAGAUGAUCAGCAUGGACAUUGAACAGGUGAUCACCCUGAGUUUAGCUCUCCUGUUGGCUGUCAAGUACAUUUUCUUUGAACAAGCGGAGACAGAAUCAACGCUCUCAUUAAAAAAUCCUAUCACGUCUCCUGUGGUGACCCCCAAAAAAGCUCAAGAUAACUGUUGCAGACGUGAGCCUCUGCUUGUGAGAAAGAACCAGAAGCUUGCGUGUGUGGAGGAGGAGCCAGGAGCGAACCAGGAUAGAAAAGUUGAGGUUAUAAAACCAUUAGUGGCGGAAACUGAGAGUGCAAGCAGAGCUACGUUUGUGCUUGGCGCCUCUGUAGCCAGACCUCCUGUGGCCCUGGGGACACAGGAGCCUGAAAUUGACCUCCCCAGCGAGCCUCGGCCUACUGAAGAAUGCCUGCAGAUACUGGAGAGUGCUGAGAAAGGUGCAAAGUUCCUUAGUGAUGCAGAGAUCAUCCAGCUGGUCAAUGCCAAGCACAUCCCGGCCUACAAAUUGGAAACUCUAAUGGAAACUCAUGAACGUGGUGUGUCUAUUCGACGACAGCUCCUAUCCACAAAGCUUCCAGAGCCUUCUUCUCUGCAGUACCUGCCUUACAGAGAUUAUAAUUACUCCCUGGUGAUGGGAGCUUGCUGUAAAAAUGUAAUUGGCUAUAUGCCCAUCCCUGUCGGAGUGGCAGGGCCUCUCUGCCUGGAUGGGAAAGAGUACCAGGUUCCAAUGGCAACAACAGAAGGCUGUCUUGUGGCCAGCACCAACAGAGGCUGCAGAGCAAUAGGUCUUGGUGGAGGUGCCAGCAGCCGGGUCCUUGCAGAUGGGAUGACCCGAGGCCCAGUGGUGCGUCUUCCUCGUGCUUGUGACUCUGCAGAAGUGAAGGCCUGGCUCGAGACACCUGAAGGGUUCGCAGUGGUAAAGGAGGCCUUCGAUAGCACCAGCAGAUUUGCGCGUCUAGAGAAACUUCAUGUGACUAUGGCAGGACGCAACCUGUAUAUCCGCUUCCAGUCCAAGACAGGGGAUGCCAUGGGGAUGAACAUGAUUUCCAAGGGCACGGAGAAAGCACUUUUGAAGCUUCAGGAGUUCUUCCCUGAGAUGCAGAUCCUGGCAGUUAGUGGUAACUAUUGCACUGACAAGAAACCUGCUGCCAUAAACUGGAUCGAAGGAAGAGGAAAGACAGUUGUGUGUGAAGCUGUCAUUCCUGCCAAGGUGGUGAGAGAAGUAUUAAAGACGACGACGGAAGCUAUGAUUGACGUCAAUAUUAACAAGAAUCUCGUGGGGUCUGCCAUGGCCGGGAGCAUAGGAGGCUACAACGCCCAUGCAGCCAACAUCGUCACUGCCAUCUACAUUGCGUGUGGCCAGGACGCAGCGCAGAAUGUGGGCAGUUCAAACUGUAUUACUUUAAUGGAAGCAAGUGGUCCCACGAAUGAAGACUUGUAUAUCAGCUGCACCAUGCCGUCUAUAGAGAUAGGAACCGUGGGUGGUGGGACCAACCUCCUACCUCAGCAAGCCUGCCUGCAGAUGCUAGGUGUUCAAGGAGCAUGCAAAGACAAUCCUGGAGAAAAUGCACGGCAGCUUGCCCGAAUUGUGUGUGGUACUGUGAUGGCUGGGGAGUUGUCCUUGAUGGCAGCAUUGGCAGCAGGACAUCUUGUCAGAAGUCACAUGGUUCACAACAGAUCGAAGAUAAAUUUACAAGAUCUGCAAGGAACAUGCACCAAGAAGGCAGCUUGAGCAGCCUGACAGUAUGGAACUAAAACGCGGGCAUUGGGUUCUCAAGGACUAACGUAAAAUCUGUGAAUUAAAAAUCUCAGUGCAGUGUCUUGUGGAAGAUAAAUGGACAUGAUCAGUGAGAUGCCUGCUUGGUUUUGGGCUCUUUCAGAGACAUCUGAGGUCCUUUGCACAGACUCCUCAGAUCUGGAAACAGUGUGUCUUGCCAUGCUGUCUUCUGGAAAGAUCUCCUGUGGAUGUCGUGCUCUGAGCAGCACAGGUGUGAUCUGCAGCUCGUUUCUGAAAGCCCCACAAGCUGGAAAAGGUUUUGAUGAAGUGCUGGAGUUGAUGGUGAUCAGUGUGAGACUGGCCUCUCCAAGUGGGCUAAACCUGGAGUUUUAAAUUAUACUGUAGCUGACAGAACUUCUGAUUUUAUAUUUAUUUAGUCUGAGUUAUAGAACUUUGUAAUCUAAGUUUAUUUUUUGUAAACUAAUAAUUCAUUUGGUGCUGGUCUAUUGAUUUUGGGGGUAAACAACAUAUUCUUCAGAAGGGGACCUACUUCUUCAUGGGAAGAAUUCCUUUUAUUCUCAAACUACAGAACAAUGUGCUCAGCAGUGCUGAUUGUUCUCGAUGAAGAAAGCAGUCACUGCGUUUAUUUCUGCAGGUCUCUGUUCAGAGAGGCCUCUUGUCUAGAUUUUUGCCAACUGGGCUACUGCAUGUCUUAGCGUCGGGCUUUAGGAAAGUGCCAUGCUUUGCACUAAAGAUAGCAGAGCUCUCGGUGUUACUUAGACAAGGGUACAAGCAAGUUGGACCUCUCAGAGUAUGGGAACAUGGUUUUAAAAGAAAACGACCAUUUCUCUAAGACAACUUUCUUUAGAGACAUUUUAACUUAUUUAGCUGAAUUCUAGAUUUUUUUGGUAAACUAUCAAAUCUGUAUAUGUUGUAAUAAAGUGUCUUACGCUAGGAGUUUAUUGAAAGUGUUUUAAGAAAUAAAAGAACUCAACUUUACACUGAUAAUACUCUAGCUUGGGCCAGAGAAGACAGUGCUCUGUGGCAUUGUCCAGGAAACUCUGGCUUGCUUGCCACGCCUAAUGAAGGGAAAGUCAGCUUGCAGAGCCAAUGACGGAGCCACAUGAAUGGCCCUGGAGCUGUGUGCCUUGUUCCUGUGGCCAGGAGCUUGGUGACUGAGUAAUUUACGGGCUCCUUUGAUGGACCCAGAAAAGCUCUUAACUUCCUCAGGGGGUCAGCAGAGUUGUUGAAUCUCAAUUUUUUUUUUAAUGUACCAGUUUUGUAUAAAGAAUAAUAAAGAGCUCCUUAUUUUGUAUUCUAUCUAAUGCUUCAAGUUCAGUCUUGGGAAAUGACAUCUUGUGGACUCUGAAAGACAUUCCAAGCGUGCAGCGGCAUCACGGGAGCCUCUUAGUGAUUGUAUGUCAGUAUUACUGUGGAAGAUGGACUUUGCUGUUGUAUGUGAAGUUUCACAUUGCUCCUCUUGUGACUUUUUAGCCAGUAACGUUUUAUUUUCCUGAGCUUGUCAUGGAAGUGGCGGUGAACAGUAUGGAGUGUUCAUGCUGGUGACUGUAACCAGUGUCAUCUUGCUAAAUCCGUGUUUUGUACAAUUACUAAAUUGUAUACAUUUUGUUAUAGGAUACUUUUUCCAGUUGAGUAAAUUAUGAAAGGAAGUUAA
This is a messenger RNA of Alexandromys fortis (reed vole), 4301 nucleotides long. It is a transcript of the gene Hmgcr, whose product is annotated as 3-hydroxy-3-methylglutaryl-CoA reductase. The transcript is spliced from 15 exons. The coding region runs from base 14 to 2641 and encodes 875 amino acids. Lineage: Eukaryota; Metazoa; Chordata; Mammalia; Rodentia; Cricetidae. Gene Ontology annotation, biological process: coenzyme A metabolic process; isoprenoid biosynthetic process; sterol biosynthetic process. Gene Ontology annotation, cellular component: peroxisomal membrane; endoplasmic reticulum membrane. Gene Ontology annotation, molecular function: protein binding; NADP binding; hydroxymethylglutaryl-CoA reductase (NADPH) activity. The record is from RefSeq and is a predicted model, not a curated record.